GCCCCUGCGGCCGUCGAGCACCUCAAUAUCAAGGUUACAGACAACAAUAACGAAGUUUUCUUCAAGAUUAAGCGUUCGACUCAGUUGAAGAAGCUUAUGGAUGCGUUCUGCGAGCGCCAGGGAAAGCAGGUGUCGACUGUCCGUUUCCUUUUCGAUGGUACACGAGUGCGCCCAGAGGACACCCCAGACACACUCGAGAUGGCCGAUGGCGAUACCCUCGAAGUUCACCAAGAGCAGAUUGGGGGUUAG
Molecule: messenger RNA, 249 nt
Organism: Aspergillus wentii DTO 134E9
Lineage: Eukaryota; Fungi; Ascomycota; Eurotiomycetes; Eurotiales; Aspergillaceae
Product: SUMO family protein SMT3
Exons: 2
Biological process (GO): protein sumoylation
Cellular component (GO): nucleus; septin ring
Molecular function (GO): protein tag activity; ubiquitin-like protein ligase binding
Source: RefSeq, a predicted model, not a curated record